Salvelinus sp. IW2-2015 is the source of this 6148-nucleotide messenger RNA. Its product is annotated as ecotropic viral integration site 5 protein homolog. NCBI's taxonomy places the organism in Eukaryota, Metazoa, Chordata, Actinopteri, Salmoniformes, Salmonidae. The record is from RefSeq and is a predicted model, not a curated record.
UUCAAUUGCGCAAGUCUGUGCAGUUGUACUUUGGUCAAUGGAAAGUUAAUGUUUAUCUCUCAGGAUUGAAAACGCGACUAGGCACGGUGGCGACUGACAAGGUUGCAGGCAAGCUGAGUUCUACUCUCUCAUGGGUGAAGAACUCUGUGUCACACACGGUUAGUCAGAUGGCUAGCCAGGUUGCCACCUCGUCUAGCCAGAUUGCAACGGUGCCCUCGUCCCUGCAGACCACCACAGCCGCCUCCUCAACAUCCCUCUCCCCGUCUCCCACGUCGGCAUCGCCGGCUAAACUCAGCCCAGAUGAACUGGAGCUGCUCGCCAAGCUGGAGGAGCAGAACAGGUUGCUGGAGACGGACAGUAAGUCCCUCCGCUCUGUGAACGGCUCCAGGAGGAACAGCGUCUCCAGCCUGGUGUCCAGCUCCUCGGCCUCCUCCAAUCUGUCUCACCUGGAGGAGGACUCCUGGAUCCUCUGGGGACGCAUAGUUAACGAGUGGGAGGACUUCCGCAAGAAGAACGAGAAGCAGCUCAAGGAUCUGGUCAGAAAAGGGAUCCCCCAUCACUUCCGAGCAAUAGUGUGGCAGUUGCUAUGCAACGCCCAGAACAUGCCUAUCAAAGACCAGUACUCUGAGCUGCUGAAGAUGACAUCACCAUGUGAGAAGCUGAUUCGCCGGGACAUUGCCCGGACGUAUCCUGAGCAUGACUUCUUUAAGGAGGACAGCUUGGGACAGGAAGUACUCUUCAAUGUUAUGAAGGCCUACUCUCUGGUGGACCGGGAGGUCGGCUACUGUCAGGGAAGUGCUUUCAUCGUCGGACUGCUUCUCAUGCAGAUGCCAGAAGAGGAGGCGUUCUGUGUGUUUGUGAAGCUGAUGCAAGACUACAGACUGAGAGAACUGUUCAAGCCCAGUAUGGCUGAGCUGGGUCUCUGCAUGUAUCAGUUUGAGUAUAUGAUCCAGGAACUUCUCCCAGACCUCCAUAUCCACUUCCAGGCCCAGAGUUUCCACACCUCUAUGUAUGCCUCUUCCUGGUUCCUCACCAUUUUCCUCACCUCAUUCCCUCUCCCCGUUGCCACCAGGAUCUUUGAUAUCUUCAUGYUAGAGGGUCUGGAGAUAGUGUUCCGCGUGGGGCUGGCCAUCCUACAGAUGAAUCAGGCAGAACUCAUACAGCUUGAUAUGGAGGGAAUGUUACAGUACUUUCAGAGGGUCAUUCCCCCCCAGCUGGAAAGUGGACCAGACAAGGUCAUCCUGGCUGCUUAUAAUGUCAAGUACAACGCCAAGAAGAUGAAGAAGUUGGAAAAGGAAUACACUACAAUCAAAACUAAGGAGAUGGAGGAGCAGGUGGAGAUUAAGAGGUUGCGCACAGAGAACCGACUGCUGAAACAGAGGAUAGACACACUGGAGAAAGAAAGUGCUUCAUUGGCAGAUAGAUUGAUCCAGGGACAAGUGACGCGUGCCCAGGAGGCAGAGGAGACCUACCUGGUCAUGCGGGAGCUGGCCACGGUCAGGCAGCAGAGCGAAGAGGCCACAGCUCAGCUGGAGCUAGCACAGAGCACCAUCAGGGAUCUCCAGCAGAGACCCCUAUUGAAGAGCAUCCCGUGCUUCACAGAGGAGUCCAUCCUGCAGUUGGAGAGAGAGCUGGUUCAGGCCAGGCUAAAGGAGGCAGAGUCCCAGUGUGCCCUCAAGGAGAUGCAAGACAAGAUUCUGGACAUAGAGAAGAGGAACACAUCUCUGCCAGAUGACACCAACGUGGUGCGGUUGCAGGAGGAGCUGAUAGCAGUGAAGCUGAGAGAGGCUGAGGCUGUGAUGGGGCUGAAGGAGCUCAGACAACAGGUCAGAGACCUAGAGGAGCACUGGCAGCGUCACCUGGCGCGUACGGCGGGCCGCUGGAAGGACAACCCUAGGAAGAAUGCUGUGUCUGAGCUGCAGGAUGAGCUGAUGAGUGUCAGGCUACGGGAGGCUGAGGCCCAGGCAGAGCUCAGAGAGACACGUCAGAGGAUGAUGGAGCUGGAGACACAGAACCAGAUCCAUAGCAACCAACUGCGUCGGGCGGAGCAGGAGGGGCGGGGCUUUCAGGAGCGUGUGACUGUGCUGACGGCCCAGAAUAAGGGCCUACACGUUCAGCUGCAGGAGAUCAAACGCAAACAGGCAGAGAUUGAGUGCAAGAACAAGGAGGAGGUGAUGGCGGUGAGGCUGAGAGAGGCUGACAACAUCGCUGCCAUGGCCGAGCUGCAGCAACAGAUCUCUGAACUGGAGAUACAGAAAGAAGAAGGGAAGGUCCAGGGCCAGCUGAACAACACAGACUCCAGUCAGUACAUCAGAGACCUGAAGGACCAGAUAGCUGAACUCAAACACGAGAUCCGCUGCCUAAAAGGCCAGAGGGGGAGCAGCAUGUCCAAUCAGCCCGCUUUUGAUGGGAUCCACAUUGUCAAUCACUACAUACCAGAUGACGAGUCGUACCACUCCUCGGACGAAGACACAGGUGUAGGCAAGACCCCCUCCCACCUGGACCAUCAGCACAGCAGCAUCAGCCGCAUCAGGCUGCACCCCUCCCUGGGUCUUAGGGACACUGACAGUGAGGGGGAUGAUGAUGGGCAGGGUCUGGUUCUCUCUGUGCCUCCCAUUGGCACCCACAAACACACCACCGUGUGACUGGGUGAUGGGCACCAUCGCUAGACGCCUGGAGGCUGAUCAGGGCAGUUCUGAUCUGGUACAGUGGGACAGAGGGGUUGUCCAUGGUAGCAAGCCACUCUUCAGGAGAAUCGCGUUUGACUGUCUGUGGGACUCCAAUGUAGGGAGCUCCUUUCAAUGGAAUCUUGGAAUGGAAUGUGUGGGCUUUGUCAACAAGUGAAGUCGUAGCAGAAUCACACCUGUGGUGGAGUUGGUUGUUUUCUUUGUCUGUUGCGUCAGUCUGCUUUACUCUUGUUUUGCCAAAACCCACCUGAAGAGGAUCAUAUCAGUGUGUUGCUCUGGUCUGGACCCCAGGCAGGCAGAUCAGAGAAGGACAACAUGGAGGUUCAAGUAGCCCCCUGAGCUCCACGGAGCUAGGCUGACCACCAGGGAAGUGGACUGGGGUUACCCCGUCCAGGGUGACCCCACCCAGACAACCAAACUACAGGCACUCCCUCAGCCCCACAACCAACCAUGGUACAACAGACACAACACACAGAGACUGUGCAAUAAAAUGUUUUAUGCUUUAUGAUGACUAUGACACUUCUUUCAAUCAGUUUUUAUUUUUUUUAUCGCUUUUAUAAGUGAACAAUCAAAAAUGUAUAGAGCCCUUUUGUGUGGGUGUCUGUAUUAUAUCAGGAGAGAAUAAUGUACUGAAGAGUGAUGAAUGUCUCUAUUGAACAUGGUUAAUGAGCCCCAGUAUCAAACAGUGUCAACAAGCAUUAGGGUCGUAUUCACUAGACACCAAACAAAGGAGAAAAAAAAGGACCAAAACAGGGAGGGACUAGUGUAGUACCUGUUAACAGUUUAACAGCUGAUAUGUCCCCCAUCAGGGGACUACAUACUAAAUAGGUUUUUAGACCAAGGAGUUGGAAAUGGAGCUUGCAGUUCCUCCAGGAACGGUGUACCACUUCUCUAAAAAAAAAAAGAAACAUGUUUUUGUUUCAAAACUUGCCGUUUGCAACAAUGUGCACUAAUGAAUACGACCUAGGUUGAUAUAAUGUUGGCUUUUUGGCCUUUAGACAUACAACCUGUCUAUCAUCAGGCCUGGUAUAGGCCUAUCCAAAGGUCAAUUUGAGUCCUGUAUACUCCGUAUAUAUGUAAUUGUUUGUUUUUCAUGUCCAUUUUGACUUGAAAAUAUGUAUCUAAUGAAUUAUUGCAUAUCUGUUUAAUGUAGGAUGCGGCUGAAAGGGACAUAUCACUCUAGUUUUGUCAAGAUGCACAGAUAACUGAUUAGCAGACAUUUCUUUCAGAUGUGGGCUGCGUUCCAAUUCUCCACCCUUCUCCAGAAGUGAGCACUUGUUCACUUCCCCUCAUGCAUUUAAAAGCAUUGGAUUGGUGCAAGCAUGGCUGAAGGGAGUUUCCACCAUAUUCCCUAUACCAGUGCAUUUCUUUUAUAUCUAUGAGGGGGAGUGUACAAGUGCACUCUUUGGGAAAGGGGUAGAGUAUGGGAACGUAGCCACAGUCUCAAUGUACUGUAGAUGUUUUCAUAUAUCCUACUUUUCUCUGUUGGGACGAUCUUACUUUUGGAGGAAGGACUGAUUUAGGAUCACUUCAUAAUUUCAUAGAUUAGAAUACGUUUCAGCAUGUUGGUUAAUGGAAGCAUGUAACUAGUUUAUUAAGUAAACCAGCCCAGAUUUAGAAGUACUGCUAUUUCUAAAGUGGGCAUAUUGAUCUUUAAAUAAAUAAUCAUUAAGGGACAUAAUGAGAAGUAUGAGAACUGUAAUCUGAAUCUUGUAUGAACAUAAAUAAUGUUAAACAGAAGUAUUGCUAUGUUGUACUUUUGCACGAAAUGAAUGACGGUCCAAGCCAAUGAAACAAUCUACUGCAUUUGGGAAACAACACUUAUCUGAAAAUACUAAGAAGAUAAUUCUAAAUGUUUGUCAAAUGGCAAACUAUUCCCUAUGUGUAGUGCACUGCUUCUGGUCAAAAGUAAUGCACUAUGUAGGGAAUAGCUUGCCAUUUGGGAUGCAUCAUAAGAAAUGGGCUGUUUGUUUCCUCUGUGAAUGAAGCAAAGUGUAUUGUCAAGUGUUACCAAACUGUAGGAGGGGUUGUAUAAGCCUGGUCUCAGAUCAGUUUGUGCUGUAUAGCCUAUAACUCGUAUGGUCAUUGUGAUGCCUUGGCAUGACAGAUCUGGGACAAUGAUGGCAUUUUAAACAGUAGGCUCUGCCAGCCAGAGAAAUACGCACCACUCGGUUUCAUAAAGGUUGAUGUUGAUCCAUUAUCAGGAUUAGCAGAACACUAAAAUAGACAACUUCUCUAGGUUGACAUGACCUGCGCCUUGUUUCCCAGAGCCYUCGUAGCAUUAAGAUAAUCCUUACAUAUUUAGUAGCCAAGGUGUUUCCCUGAGCCUUCGUUAGUAACGUGGCUCAUAGAAACCUUUGCACAUCUACGAGUGAUCCAGACUACUCGUAGAGCAGUCAAAGUGCGUCGUUAGAUGCAUUUUUGCCCUUCCGCGUCACAUUAUUCACAGAUCUCCGCUAAAAAUAUAUUAAACAUCAUGAUUCUAUUGGUAUGACUAACUGCCGAUAACUUCAGAAGGACGUUAUUGACUACAAAUACAAAGUUGCCAAAGUAUUUCUAAUUGUUGGAAACAAAUGAAAACCGAGAUUAUUACAGAGAUUAUUACAUGGACUACACAGCCUAAUUAGGCUAUUUUAAUCUUAUUGAAAUAAAUUUCAUGUUCAAUCAAUUGAGUUCUAGUUUGCGACUAGGCUACAGUUUGUAAUGUUUGCCUCUGUGUGACAACGUGUGUAAUGAUAAACCCAAUCUGUGAUUUCGUGCAUUAUUAUAAGCAUAAUAAACCGUGUCGCCUUCAAUAGCCAUAGAAGGUGAUCUCUCUCUAUGAGUUGAUCUGUCAUCAGUAUUGUGGGAUAAUUAUGUUUAAAUAAGAUUUGAAUGGAGAAAGCUGAUCCGAGCGCUGUUUUUCUUUCUAUCCUAUCAGUAUCGACACAUGGUCUUAAGGCGCAUUUAGCACACGUUCUCUUUACGUGCUUGUUUGGGAAACACUUAAAGUUGGCUCGUAAAUAACGAUGCAUUCGGUACGGUCAUCGUAAUGCGUAAAUUACAUCGCAAYUUGGAAAUGAGGCACACAACAAUGGACAUCUUAUAUUUGCGAGAUUUUUAAACGUUUUUACCGCAGUGGCCCUUUUAAGACAUUAGAACCAAAACCUAUCAGCCAAGUCUCUUACUCAGGCUCGGUAACAUAUUUAUAUCCAGAACGCACGGACUCAUUAUUCAGAAGAGGUUUUGUGAUACUGAUGUGAUAUUCCUUGGUUGGUUGAGGACAACGAAAGAUGGAAUAUUUGGAAAGGCAUCAUGACGCAGUUUUGGCACUUUCAGAGAAAGACAAUAUAAUGCAGUAAAGAGAGAAGUCUACAUGGAAUAAUAACGCUAUGGAAUAAUCAUUACCACACUCUGAAAACAACAUGUAUGUGAAAUGAAUGUGUUUGAGUUCACAAAUAAACUUCACUAUUUGAUAAACA